This is a messenger RNA of Vigna radiata var. radiata (mung bean), 600 nucleotides long. RefSeq lists its product as uncharacterized. The coding region runs from base 1 to 600 and encodes 199 amino acids. The transcript has a single exon. NCBI's taxonomy places the organism in Eukaryota, Viridiplantae, Streptophyta, Magnoliopsida, Fabales, Fabaceae. The record is from RefSeq and is a predicted model, not a curated record. Gene Ontology annotation, molecular function: zinc ion binding; nucleic acid binding.
AUGGAGGGUGGUGAUAAGGUGAGCGAGUUUUUCAGUAAAGUACUCUCAAUUGCUAAUCAGAUGAAGGGUUGUGGCGACAUUGUUACAGAUCUCAUGGUGAUCGAGAAGAUCAUGUGGUCAUUGCCUUCGACAUUUGAUCAUAUUGUGGUGGUAAUAGAGGAGUCGAGAGAUCUUGGAAAACUCAAGAUAGAGGAACUACAAAGCUCUCUGGAGGCAUAUGAAAUGAGGAUGCAGGAAAGAAGUCCCAUCAGACGCGAGGAGCAGACGUUGAAGGUUCAACACAUUAAGAAUGAAGAGAAGAAGACAACCAAUAAAUGGAAAUGGAAACAUGGUAAAGGAAAGUGGAGAAAAGAUAGGAACAAAGAUGACCAGAAUGAAUCUUCAACAGAGGAGGAAGGAAAAUCUGAGAAGAAUUACCGCAAGAAGGACAAGAGAAAUAUUGAGUGUUUUUAUUGCCAUAGGUAUGGGCAUUAUGCUAGUGAGUGCUAUGCUGAAAAGGAGGAGCAGAAUAAGGGUCAAGGAAAGGAGGCCUACGUAGCUCAAGUAGAUUCUGAUUCAGAGCCCAUCAUAUUGAUGACAACUAUAUCUACAGUAAGCUGA